This is a messenger RNA of Penicillium samsonianum, 987 nucleotides long. RefSeq names its product putative JmjC domain protein. The record is from RefSeq and is a predicted model, not a curated record. The coding region runs from base 1 to 987 and encodes 328 amino acids. The transcript is spliced from 2 exons. Gene Ontology annotation, molecular function: 2-oxoglutarate-dependent dioxygenase activity. NCBI's taxonomy places the organism in Eukaryota, Fungi, Ascomycota, Eurotiomycetes, Eurotiales, Aspergillaceae.
AUGAAGCUACAGCCAUGGUCAAUCCGAGUCUGGACCCGGAUUCCUCGUUCGUUCCUCUAUCAUAACCCCCGAUCAAGUGUCCGGAACUUUUCCGCUUCUUCACACCCUCGAUACCGACCUCUCGAUAUCCUCGAAAAUGCCACCCUGGACACCUUCCAGCAGCGAUGCUUCCUCCCCGAACAACCAGCAAUCCUCCCACGCUCUACCUUCAAUGACCUCCCCGCCCUGAAAAAAUGGUUCAAACGCGCGAGUCCCGAGUCAACACCGGGCACCCCGAACUCCGUCACAAGCCUGAAUGUGGAAUAUCUCCACAAACACGGCGCUGACGCGUUCGUCCCACUCGAGCUAACGGAAUCCACAUCGACUGAUGAAUCUGGAUCCGACGGCGGGACAACAGAAAUGCAUAGCUUCCGGCAAUUCCACGCGCCGCUCACUUUGUUCCUCGACUGGAUGCGCACUGCCGAAACUACUCCCCAAUCAACGCGGCUCUACCUAGCUCAAUGCCAGCUUCUGGACCUCCCUCCCGUGCUUCGAGAAGAUUUCCCGACGCCGGAGCUCGUGGCGCGCGCGGGCAAGGGUGAUGUAUACGAUACGAAUGUGUGGAUUGGACACCCGCCCACUUACACACCGCUCCACCGUGACCCAAACCCGAACUUGUUUGUCCAGCUGGUUGGGGAGAAGGUUGUACGCCUGCUUGCGCCGGCGGACGGGCAGGCUAUUUUUGGGGCUGUGAGGAGGCAGAUGGGGAAGAGUGGGAGUCGGGAGGCAGCGGCUUUCCGGGGCGAAGAGAUGAUGCAGGGGAGGGAGAGGGCGUUGUUAGAUGAGAUGGUUUGGGGGACUCCGGUAUCUGCUGGUUCGGAUGCUGGGGUUGGCUUUGAAGCGUGUCUUGGGGCUGGUGAUGGGUUAUUCAUUCCCAAGGGGUGGUGGCAUAGUAUUAAGGGUGUUGGUGGGGGUGUUACAGCUUCGGUCAACUGGUGGUUUCGAUAG